UGUACCACGGAAGACUGGACAACAGUAUGACCUGUCGUCUCGCAGUCAUGGACUACGACGGCCUAAAUUUACAUAAGGCAAAGAUACAACACCCCACACAAUUAUACCUAUAUGGUAAUAUCUUGUACUUGAUUGAGAGUAGCAAAUGGAAGAUCAAUAAAAUAGAACAGAUCAAUGAAACUCCUUCGGCUGGCCUGGAACUAGUAUGCAAACGUCCAAUUAUAGCCAUACACCAGGACACAAUGUUUCAACUCUGUGACAUUAAUGGUGAUAUAGCACAUAUAUACGCCAUAACUAUAUCGAACGAGGAACAGAAGACUUUCUGCAAAGUUAUCAUGAAAGCUAAAGUGAUGAUGAUCGUUGAAACGCCGUACAUUGCCUGGUAAUCAUUCUAGGAACAGCUUGGUGCUGAUCUUGUUUUACACCAUUAGAACAAAACCAGAUAUCGUUGUUGUUGUUAUUAUUAAUAAUAUUACUAUUACUACUACCAUUAUUAUUAUUGUCAUUUUAAGUCGGUGUGUGUGUGCG
Molecule: messenger RNA, 528 nt
Organism: Gigantopelta aegis
Lineage: Eukaryota; Metazoa; Mollusca; Gastropoda; Neomphalida; Peltospiridae
Exons: 3
Coding region: 27-386 (119 amino acids)
Source: RefSeq, a predicted model, not a curated record